UUUCGAGUCGAGCCACUCCGGCAAACACCACGUGCCACGCGUCCGAGUUGCACGUGCACGCUCGCGGACACGUUAAAGCUUACAAAAGCUUAUUUCGAAAGACACAACACGCGAUUAAUCGAAAACCACGCGCGGGAAUCGUUAUAUCCUAAAACAAUAUAACUGAUGGACAAAGUUUUUUUUUAUACGUCAUUAAUUUUAUAAUAUAUAUCUAUAUAUAUUUCUUUUUGUUUUAUUACUUUUUCUUUUUCUUCAUUCGUUUAUUUCGAACAACAGUUUAACGAGAAGAGAGAAAAAAAAACCACGGUGGUUUUGAUAUCAUCCUUGUUGAUCAGAAGGUUGAAGAUAAUUAACAAAAAAAAAAAAAAAGAAAAAAAGAAAAUUCAAACAAAACCCACGUUUGAUGGUGGUCGUGGUGGUGGUGGAGGUGGUGGUUGCGGUGUUCUUCAAACUCGACAAAUGAGACUCGAGUGAAUCUCCGAGGUGGAACCAUCGGAGAUUAGAAAAAAUGAUGAUGGACGUGAGCAAAAAUGAGCCCAGUAGUAAAAACGGUGCGACUCAACAGGAAUGCGCUGGAUGUGGGAAAACAAUAACCGAAAGAUAUUUAUUAAAAGCGUUGGACCUGUACUGGCACGAAGAUUGUUUGAAGUGUGGUUGCUGCGAUUGCAGAUUGGGAGAAGUCGGUUCUACGCUUUACACAAAAGCCAAUCUAAUUCUUUGCAAAAGAGAUUAUCUGAGGCUUUUUGGGAACACCGGUUACUGUGCGGCAUGUAACAAAGUCAUACCGGCUUUCGAAAUGGUCAUGAGAGCAAGAACAAACGUUUAUCAUCUGGAAUGUUUUUCCUGUCAGGAAUGCGAUCACAAAUUUUGCGUGGGCGAUCAAUUUUAUCUCUACGAGAAUAAAAUUCUUUGCGAGUAUCAUUAUAAGGAAAGAGUUUAUUUCGCCAACAUGCCACAUCCGCCACCGAACGAUACCCUAGCACAUAUUAAAAGACAAGUCACGCACCUUCAACCUCAAACGGUAUCUGCCGGAGGUCCUCCGAGACAGGCGAAUGGGGAAACAGCCCAUAACCACAAUGGAUAUCCAGCACCGGCUACAUCCAGCGCUCACAACGUCCUCAACCCCAUGAAUAAUUUAAAUGGUAUCAAUGCGCAAGCACCGUACGAUGCCAAAUGACAAACGAAAUAAGCGCCGAUAUACACGCGUCUACCUACGCCUACUAUUAUUACUACUACUACCACUACUACUAUUUCUUAUACUACUACUACUAAUACUACUACUAUUAGUACUGCUGCAUACAAUUUAACACCUACAUUUCUUAACAUACGGAAAUAAUAAAACAUACAAAAUGACACGUACACGCACAAAAACGCAUAUACGUAUACAAUGAGUCACAGAAAUAUUCGUACACGUUUUAAUUAUAAAUUUUGAAAAUAAUUAUUAUUAAUAUUUUCUGUAGAUGUAUGCAAAGUAUCUUAAUCUUUUUUACAACAAAGAAAAAAAAAAAAGAAUUAUUAAACUUUCAUAUUGAUAUACAUUUUAUUAUAAAAAAAAUAUUAUAUCACAAGAGUAUUUAUGCAUCCACGUAAUAUAGUAAUAAAAAUACAAUGAUUAUUUUUGUAAAUAGAGAGUACAUAAUCUAUCUCAGCUUUGUAUUAUUCAUUUUAAACGAUCAGACACAUAUUCUUGAAACUAAUUUUCUUAUCGAUUAUGCCGAUUAUUAUGGACGUAAUACUCCUGUAACUCACUGUAUAUAUUUCUAAACAUGUACAACACGAUCAAAUUUUGAGGAGAACAAGAAUAAGAGUAUGAGCGUAGUUUUUCGUCGUUAUUAUCGGUCAAUUUCGUUUACGCGUUUUAUUCGAAUCACACGUCUUCGAUUCGAUAAUAGAAAAUACAGAUGAUGAUGAUGAUGAUGAUGAUGAUGAUGAUGAUGAUGAUGAUGAUAAUAAUGAUAAAAAAAUCCUGUUGUGAUUUUUGCGAGAGAAAAAUAAGAAGAAACUCGUCCAAAGUCAAUUCUGCGAGAUUUGUUACGAUCCAUCGAUCAUUUAUCAAUAAUUUUGCGUUGAGACGAAAAAUGAACAAACGGGAUCGCGAAUUAUGCCGAUUUCAAAAUGCGAACUGAUAAGAUCGAUCAAUAAAAAAGAAUAAAAAUAAAUAAAUAAAGGAACGAGGAGAUAUUUCGUUUUGUAGAUAGAUAGUUAUGAGUAUUAUCUUUAGGAAAAAAAAAAAUAAAAUAAAAAUAAAAGAAUAAGAAAGAUAAUAAAUGAUAAUAAUGGUGCUUUUUUCGAAGUGUAUCGAUCUUUCGACUUCUUCGAUUACGAAUUUUCUCAUAAUAUAACCGGUGAAAGGAUAAUGUUAAACGAUGUGUAUAAAAUAAAACGAGAAAGAAAGAAAAUAGGAAAAAAAGAGGUGGAGAGGUAUCCCUUUGUUGUUGAAUUUUAGACGAACGAAUUAUUGUAACACUGAUGUAUGUAAUAUUCACCGAAUAAAAUCAUUUCAUUGUUUA
Polistes canadensis is the source of this 2510-nucleotide messenger RNA. Its product is annotated as LIM domain only protein 3-like. The transcript is spliced from 6 exons. Gene Ontology annotation, molecular function: DNA-binding transcription factor binding; transcription coactivator activity. The record is from RefSeq and is a predicted model, not a curated record. The coding region runs from base 509 to 1177 and encodes 222 amino acids. NCBI's taxonomy places the organism in Eukaryota, Metazoa, Arthropoda, Insecta, Hymenoptera, Vespidae. Gene Ontology annotation, cellular component: nucleus. Gene Ontology annotation, biological process: positive regulation of transcription by RNA polymerase II.